AUGUCUGCCUUUAAGUGCGCCUUGUUAGUCUCGGCUGUGCUUCAGGCCGCCAAUGCCCACGGCACGGUAACAGGUAUCAUGGCAGACGGAGUCUUCUAUGAGGGCUACAAUCCCUCGAUGCAGUUCCAGAACCCCCCACCAAAGGUUGUGGGCUGGUCCACCCCCAAGGACCUGGAUAACGGCUUCGUCUCCUCCAACAAGUACUCGGACCCGGACAUCAUCUGCCAUGUCGGCGCGACGCCGGCGCCCAUCGCCGCCAAGGUGACGGCGGGCUCGAGCCUGACCGUCUUCUGGACCCAGUGGCCCGAUUCGCACCGCGGGCCCAUGAUGGACUACCUCGCCCCUUGCAACGGCGACUGCGCCAACGUCGACAAGUCGAACCUGCAGUUCUUCAAGGUCGACGCCGUCGGGCUCUUGGACGGCUCCAAGGCGCCGGGAAAGUGGGCCUCGGACGAGAUGAUUGCCAAGAACAACUCCUGGACUCUGACGAUCCCGUCCGACAUCGCCGAGGGCCAUUACGUCCUCCGCCACGAGACCAUCGCGCUCCACGACGCGGGCCACGAGGGCGGCGCGCAGAACUACCCGCAGUGCAUCAACAUCGACGUCCAGGGAGGCGGGUCCGAGAAGCCCUCCGGCGUCAAGGGCACGGAGCUGUACAAGGCCAGCGACGCGGGCAUCAAGAUAAGCAUCUACCAGGACAACAUCAAGUACUCCAUCCCCGGGCCACCGGUAAUCGGCAAGCAGCAGAAGCGGAGUCCUGAGCGUCAGCGGAAGCGGGUGGCUGUCGUUUACUGA
This is a messenger RNA of Colletotrichum graminicola M1.001, 795 nucleotides long. RefSeq names its product glycosyl hydrolase family 61. The transcript is spliced from 2 exons. NCBI's taxonomy places the organism in Eukaryota, Fungi, Ascomycota, Sordariomycetes, Glomerellales, Glomerellaceae. The record is from RefSeq and is a predicted model, not a curated record. Bases 1 to 795 code for a protein of 264 amino acids.